Molecule: messenger RNA, 576 nt
Organism: Eremomyces bilateralis CBS 781.70
Lineage: Eukaryota; Fungi; Ascomycota; Dothideomycetes; Eremomycetales; Eremomycetaceae
Exons: 1
Coding region: 1-576 (191 amino acids)
Cellular component (GO): extracellular region
Source: RefSeq, a predicted model, not a curated record
AUGCUCGCCCAAUCCAUCUUUUCCGCGGCACUCUUCGCCAGCGCCGUCGUCGCGCACCCAGCGGGCAUUCUCGGCGCCCGUGACCUCGCGACCAUCACCGGUGUGCUCAACGGCAUCGCCGCUGACCUGACCGCCGUUCAAACGGCCGUCGAUGCCUUCACCGGCGCCGAAGCCGAGGCGGAAGGCGUCCAAACGGCCUCCGAAAAGCUCAUCGCCGACCUCACUGCCGGCGCCGCCACCGUUGCCGCCACCGGGGAGAUCUCCCUCACGGACGCCCUGGGCCUGGUCCCGACUUCGAACAGCCUGAACGCGGCGGCCAACGCCACAGUGACGGCACUGAUCGGCAAGAAGCCGCAGUUCGACGCGCUCGGGCAGACUGAAACUGUUGCGGCCAGCUUGGUGGCGCAGAAGGAGGGGAGCACUGCGCUGUUGGAGGCCGUGGCGGACAAGGGCCCGGAAUCGAUUCGCAACGUCGCGGCUCAGCAAGGGGCCCCUCUUUACGCAGCCCUUGAUGCUGGUAUCGCCGCAUUUGGCGGCGCCCCGGAGGCCCCGGCGAAGUUGAGGGCUAUGUUUUGA